CGAACACCUCACUACCACGUAUCGACUUUGCGUUACAGCUGGUUACAGCCAGCAGAGAACUGUCAUCGAAUAAAUGGACGGAAAAACCAAUUCUGCAAAUAAUUCCUCGGCCUAUCGCCGCGCCAACUUAAAAAUUGCACCUGGCGCAGUAGUAUGCGAGGAAAGCAUUCUGAAGGGGGAUAUUUCCAUUGGUGCGAAAACCAUAAUCCAUCCUCGAGCAUGUAUUCUAGCGGAGGCUGGGCCGAUCAUCAUAGGGGAGGGCAAUAUAAUCGAAGAGAUGGCGACUAUCGCCAACAGAUUGCCACCAGGUGAGCCAGAGCCCGCAACGGUGCCAGUGCAGAUAAUAGGGAACUAUAACGUCUUCGAGACUGAUUGCACUUGCGAAUCGUAUAAAGUCGGCGAUAACAACAUCUUGGAAGCGAAAGCACACGUUGCCCGCGAAAUCGAAUUGACAAACGGAUGCGUAAUUGGAGCCGCAUGCUCGCUGACGGAGCAAGAAACGAUACCGGAGAACACGGUGGUGUACGGGAGUCAGUGUCAACGUCGGGAGAUGAACGACAAGCCAUAUCCUCAGAUCGGACAGUUGGAUUUUCUGCUGAAGGUGCUCCCCAACUAUCAUCACUUUCGUAAGUCGAAUAUAAAGCCGAAAGUCCCACCCACCACUUGAUUAAUUAUGAUGAUAAAAAGAAAAGGUCGUUAUAAUUUUUUGCAUCGAUUGUAUUAUUUAUGCUAAACUUUAUGCCUGCAAGUAUUUAACAGUAGCGUAUGUAUAUUCAGUUGUAAGUAGUACAUACAUUUUGUGAUAAAUGUUAAUUAUAGGAAACUUUAAAUACAAACAUUUUGACAAAUUUUGAAGAAAAUUAUUAAAUAUUAUGUUAUAUUGUACAUAUAUUGCAUAAUUAUGUAAUAAAACUUAUUAAUUUCUAUAUUUUUAUGAUUAAAGUUGAAUUAAGAGAUGAACAAAGUGUCAAUAAACCAGAAGAGUUCAUGCACAAA
Molecule: messenger RNA, 996 nt
Organism: Ooceraea biroi (clonal raider ant)
Lineage: Eukaryota; Metazoa; Arthropoda; Insecta; Hymenoptera; Formicidae
Gene: DCTN6-p27
Product: dynactin subunit 6
Biological process (GO): mitotic spindle organization
Cellular component (GO): dynactin complex
Molecular function (GO): dynein complex binding
Source: RefSeq, a predicted model, not a curated record